CGACAAAAAGCAACAGCAGGUGGCGGCGCGGUGGCGAUGACAGCAGGAGAUGGAGCAUCGCUCAGUUCCUCGGCAAGGAUAGAAGAGGAACUCGAUGAACUGCGACAAGAGCUAAGUAUAUGUGAAGCUGAGCUCGGAGUGUGGAAGCACCGCCUUUCGGUCGCCCUGAAAAAAGGACAAGGGAAUUCGAGCAGCAACCUUAAACGCCGACUUGACGAAUGUCCUGCGACGGAUCCCGUCGUCCCUGCAGUCAAUUCACUUCAAAAUGUUGAGAAGGACCCAACCAACGGUCACAGCGCCAUCAAACGCCCUCGUUCUGUAGAUACGUCCACGGAGGAACCCAGAGUCGCUGCAGAGCUUAUUUCAAGUACAGUUGGGGAAAAUGAGGUGCCUCCAGCCGUGGGUGUAACCCCAAUAACCCCGCAGUCAUCAUUAUCAACUUCCUUACCGACACCAACGCCAUUAUCGUCCCCGACGAAUGGAUCGAUUGAACCACUUGCGUCCAUGCCAGAGCGCCAGAAGUUGCUUCAAGCAUUGCGAGAUGAAAAAGCAAAAGCUCAGCGGCGGGAGAAGCUCCUGGAACUGCAAAAGACAGCCGAAGAGACACUGAAGAAACAACGAAUUGCACGUGCUCAGUUGGAGCUCGCCGAGCGCAAGGAGCUACCUACCAACUAUCAACCAUUCAAGCCAAGCGUUGUCAAGCCAACGGCAAUAUCUAUGGCAUCCUUCCAAAGACCCUCACGACCAGCCCAAGGAUCAUCCUCAAUGUCCGUACACCAACGGACGUUCAAGCGGUCACGACUGCAUGCAACAAGUGCCGACGUUCCACCGCCGGUGACUCCAGUCACAACUUUGGAAAGGCAUAUGUAUGAAUUACCACAAUACACCGCGUUGGGGUUGGACUCUGCUGCCGACGUUGUAUCACAUUUGUUUCGGGUGUGCAUUCGUUGGAUCCUUGAGACGAACGAGGUUCCGUCUGUCGACGAAUUGGAAGCCAGGUUUCUGAAAUAUGCUGGCAAAGACUACACCGCUACAAAUGUCCCCACUUCGAGCACGGAAGAAGCACUUCUGGAGGUGGCAUCGAUUGUGAAGACUUUUCCACUGCUCCAUGCAUGCGUUUCGGGGCAAGACCGGCUGGGACGUGACAGGUCGAGCGAUUCAAUCGACGUUGCAUUGGAAUCCCAACCGUCGUCGCUGUGGAACAUGCUCGUUCCGCACGAAAUGUGUACUGGAGAUCAUUUGUUCGCUUAUCUUACGGAAUCCCGAGAGAAUAUUCUCUCGGCACUGUCGCUGUCAUCGCGACUCCAAUCCAAGGAAUCGACAGCGUCUGUUCUCGACUUGGUCCUCUCUCAAGUGUACUUGGCCGGCACGACGCAAUUGUCAUCGGCUCUCCAUACACUCAUUCCUGGCGCGCCUCCAAGUGACGUGCAUGUGACUCUCCCAGACUUGUACGCAUUGCCAUCUGCGUUUCAUGCGCCAUCGGACCAAAAUUCGCAUUUGACGACGUCAAACGAUCAAACUUCACACCCUGUUGUGCCGUUUUCGAUCGACAACGAUUCCCCGCUACUUCAAAUCCGAGCGUAUCGAUUCCACCCAAGCUUUGCAAUCACGAGAUCAAACAAGCGGUCCCUUUUGAGCGCCACCUACGCAAACACAAUCGAUCCGAUGAAGGUGCUUUGCCCAUAUGAGCUGAAUGGCGUUUGCAACGACGAUCGAUGCGAAUACCAGCACGAACGAGACUAUUUGAUGUCACAACACACAGCGUACUCGGAGCUCAUGCGAUGCCUUGAGGGCCAAGAACCGCCGCAUGACGCGGACACGGACCCCCAAGAGUUAGAACGUCGGGCCGUCAAGGCUGUAGAGAAGUUUCAUGCUUCAUCCAGUUCGUCACCGGCGGAACUACUCGUUGCUAAAUCGACUCGCCAGCAUACGACGGGUUCGCUGGUCUCUACAAGGUUGACAGAUCAAACCACCUUGCAGAAACACGCCCAUUCAUUUUGUACCUUCAUGGAGCCUCUUGCGAAAUUGCGGUCGAUGGCACCCAGUACUUCGUUCAGUUUGCAAUUCUUGUUAGAGGACGAGCUUCAUGGUGGGUCGACCAAAAAAAGUCCAUCGAGACAGUCUGCCGUGAAGGAAGCUACACCGGCGGCUCAAGUGACUCAACUGUCACCAGCGAUCGACGACGAAAAUUAUUUGGCAUUGGAGGCCUAUCCUGACUUGGCUGUCGACCAACUCACAAGCUUCGAACGAUACUACGCAAAGGAUUGCACUCAGUCACUAAUCCAAGAGCUCGAGCUGCAAGUGGAGCAGCAUCCUGAAGACGUUGACGCUUGGAUUUCCCUGGCAUUUCUCCACGUUGACGUCGAUAUACCCAACAUCGACGAUGUGGGCUCGUGGUGUUGCCAGUCCCAAGUGUUUGAGAUUAUCGGGGUUGUGCGGUCGAAGCGGUGCUCAAACGAAGCCAUCCACAUGGACAAGACGCUGCACAUUUUGGCCCGGGCCCUUGAAGUCGAGGCCAAUCUAUACAAUGAAGUGCUAUGGCACUUGUACUUGGAAUUUUACACCAGUGAAGGAGCGUAUGAAUUAGCCGAACAAGCAACACGUUUUCUUCCGGGAUCUGCGAAGCUGUGGAUGUGCCAACUCGAUUUAUGCAAGUUUGAAUCCGUCGCUGAUGCUUCGUUUGUGCACGCCACGGCCAUCGAGAAGAUGCUCAAGCACUCCAAAGCUUCGGUGCCCCUCGUUUCCCAGCCGAUCCUAUCGCUCAUUGUCCGGUGGUGCAACAUGUUUGUCGAUGCUGGACAUGUAGACCGUGGACGCCAGUUAUUGCUGUCCAUUUUGGAAGACACCGAAGACAAACCAACCUGUUUGGCGGCGUUUCAGUUGGACCCCGACCAUCUCGCCAAGCUGUGGCUUAUAUACUUGGACUUGAUGCUGUUCGACGCAGUGUCGACGCCGGAGGAUCGGACCUUGUACGAUUACAUUUACUCCUACACGGCCGUUCAAGUCGAGCUGAAGCGCCAACACGCUCGUGGACCCGCUUACUGCUGUACUGUGUUCAGGCGUGUUUUGCAAGGCAUGCAGAGCACCAUCGGAUCGAACCAUCUUGGCAUGCGAAUAGCUUUGGUUAAUCACGUGAUCAUCCAAGGUGCUGUGGUCAAAGACCAUGCCGACGUCAUGCAGUUGAUCGAAUCGUUGGAAGAACAAGCCGAAGCCAUGCCACCAAGACUGUGCCACACAAUUGCAACCACUGUCGCGGCAAUGGGAUACCCCUAUGACGCCUUGGCGACACGAUGGGCAGCAAGAAUGACAGGGUUGUCGUCGUCACAAGAAAAUCGCAUGUAUGCGUGCAUCCUGGGCAAUGCGGCAACUGACCAGACGUUGCUGGAUCGUCCACACUAUGUGUCGGACCUCUUGCAAUGGACGGAAUCAUUGAGCAAGGAGGCGUUGCCUGGUGUUGCUCGAGGUAUUUUAUUACUGCAUGCGAUCGCGCGCUUGGAUGGCGUGACCAAAGCUAGUCAGCACUUGGACUGGGUGCUGCGGCGGCCGAGUGUGCUAGCUCACUUGCCGGCAGUGGAUCAGCACCACUUGUGGUCGCUCCGUCUGCAAUGGGCGAUUCAACUCGUUGGGGACGGAGACAAAGUCAUCCGGCGGUACAUUCAAAGCGUCGACAGCGUGCCGCGAAAGUGGACGUCCGUUGCCGCAGCCAUCGAGUGGUGUUUCGAACCGUCAUCGCGACGCUUUGGAUUUGCGCUGUUCAGUCGGUACACGUCCAGCAUUCCAAAGCCCCUCCACGCCCCUCUCUAUGCCAGUUUUGCCCAAGCCUUCGCGUGUUAUCCGCCAUUUUUUGCUGCCUAUGCACAGUGCCAGUUUUCAAGCGAUCGAGAUCGCUUUGCAUUCACGAGUGCAUUGAGGCUGUGCAUCACUGCACUACCACGCAACUCGAUGCUCCUUCGUGUCGCCGUCCACGCAGAACUCGCCCAUCUCAACCGAGCAGCCCACACUCGCUUGAGGUCGCAUAUCAAAUCAUGCAUGUUGGCAAACCCGAUUGCUGCGGCACCGUACCAAAUUGCGUUCGCAUUGGACACUGCGUUUGGAAACUCCAAGCUCGUCCUGCCUCAGUUGCAGGACCUUACACAGCUGCUUCUUCGCCGUGGAAUUCUCGACCUGAAGCAUGCUCAGUCGUCCACGACUGCGUUUUCCAUUCCUGGCAACCGACUUGUCCAUGUUCCUCCGUCCCUGUCCUUCAUGAAGGACUUGUGCGAGCUGAAGUUGUCACGAAAUUGCCUCCUCGGCCUUCCUGACACGUUGUUCCUUUCGUUGCGGCAUUUGCAAGUGUUGGAUCUGUCGUUCAAUUCGCUGCUGCGGCUGCCCGAGUCGAUCGUCGGCCUCAGCCAGUUGCGUGUGCUGAAUGUAUCGCACAAUCACCUCCAGGACCUGCCUCUGUUGUUUGGUCAGCUGCACGCUUUGGAAGACUUGGACGUGUCGUGGAAUUUGGUCACGGGGCUCCCGUCGACCUUUGUCGCAUUGAAGAACCUUCGUCGGGUGAACGCUCGAGGUACAUAUCUCUCUAUGGACUUGCUUCGACGUAGCAUUACGUGGCUGCCGUGCACGAUCGAGGCGAACGACAACAUGUACAGCCCAGGGAACUCAAUCUCUGGACUGCAUGUGCCGCUGCACGCAUCGUUGGGUCCUUGUGCGCACUGCCACAAAAAUGCUGGUAAAACCCAGCGAUUCAACGCAGCCGUGUUGUGCCCUAAGUGCAUCUUGGUGGCGUUGCUCCCGUUGCUGUAGGAGUUGUCCGUCGACAGAACUUCUUCCUAAUGUCAUGUCUAACUACUGCCAUUUCGAAGCCAUUUUCGUCUCCUUUG
Messenger RNA from Aphanomyces invadans, 4868 nucleotides. RefSeq lists its product as hypothetical. The record is from RefSeq and is a predicted model, not a curated record. Gene Ontology annotation, molecular function: metal ion binding; protein binding. NCBI's taxonomy places the organism in Eukaryota, Oomycota, Saprolegniomycetes, Saprolegniales, Verrucalvaceae. Bases 37 to 4791 code for a protein of 1584 amino acids. The transcript is spliced from 11 exons. Gene Ontology annotation, cellular component: exosome (RNase complex); nucleus.